Drosophila busckii is the source of this 1563-nucleotide messenger RNA. Its product is annotated as dnaJ homolog subfamily B member 13. The record is from RefSeq and is a predicted model, not a curated record. The coding region runs from base 35 to 1135 and encodes 366 amino acids. Gene Ontology annotation, cellular component: cytosol. NCBI's taxonomy places the organism in Eukaryota, Metazoa, Arthropoda, Insecta, Diptera, Drosophilidae. Gene Ontology annotation, molecular function: protein-folding chaperone binding. The transcript has 3 exons.
CUUUUAUAUAUAUAUAGUUUUUAAAAACGUUAACAUGAACCGCCCUGAGUUGGAUUACUAUGCCGUGCUGGACAUGCCACGCAAUGCCAGCAAGGAGCAGAUCACCUUGGCUUAUCGGCGUAUGGCAGUGCGUCUGUGUCCGCAUCGUGACAAGAAAUAUGAACAAGAUUUUGUGCCGCUGUCCCAGGAGGGUAAACUAACGCAUUUAUCACCCAUGGGCGAAAAUAAACAGUGGGCCUAUAUUAACAUGGCAUUCGAUGUGCUGGGCAAUGAUCUUUAUCGCGCCAUUUAUGAUCGCUAUGGAGAGGCUGGACUCUUUGAGGGUGUCAUGCUACCGAAUGGAUACUUUCCGCCGUAUCAGUAUCACGGCGACCAUAUGAAGGUGUACGAGCAGGUCUUUGCUAGCUACUCACCAUACGCUAAUGUUAUAGAUGCCGUUACAAAUCCGCCAAGCUUGUAUGCUACUAGGGGCCACGGCAUUGGAGUUCGCCAGAAGGAUGCAGAUACAGAGCGCACAAUUUUCUUGUCGCUGGAAGAGGUUCGCACAGGUUGUGUAAAGCUGAUGCAUGUGUGGCGUCAGGAAAUUGUCGACGAGAAAGAGUCGCGUUUGGAGAAGCGCAAGCACACACUUAAACUGAAUAUACGGCCCGGCACAACAGCAGGCACGCGCUUUCGCUUUAAAGAAGAAGGUGACCGCUAUCCCACUACUAUACCCGGUGAUAUCAUAUUCAUUGUAGCCGACAAGCCGCAUUCGGAGUUCGAGCGACGCAAUAUGAAUGACUUAGUCUAUCGCUAUGACAUUACAAUCUCACAGGCGCUCACUGGUUUUGUGUUCUACAUAAAUACGCUGGACAAGCGUCAGCUAAAGAUUGUUAUAACUGAUGUUGUGUAUCCGGGGUACACUAAAAUUGUUCCAUUGGAGGGAUUGCCUAAGUGUCGCAACAUGGAUGCCGUUACCGCAAUCAAGAAUGCUAAUAAGAGGAAUGACGAGUUUGGCGAUCUUAUCAUUGAGUUCAAUUAUAUUUUCCCAAAAUACUUAACGCCUGCUAUGAAGUCCAUGACACGGGAUUUUUUCAAUGAGUUUCGGAAGCUGGAGCUAGAGCUGGAGGAAGAGGAGAAAAAACAUAUGCAGUAGUUUGUUAUAGGUUUUUUAGUUUAUUCUGCAAAAUACAAAUUUGAUGUGUUUAAGUAACUGAAAUUGUUUAGAUACCGUCGAUAAAAUAGUCACUCGAUACAAAUGUAUCCGAUAAGUCAUGGUUGAAAAGAGAUAGCACCACACAAGCAAAGACUGUAAACUAAAAAGAAAAUACAAUUAAAAAUUAUUAAAACAGAAUAGAAAAACAAGUAAAUUGUUAGUGCGUAAAAACUACAGAGCAAUAUACACUGCCAGCGAUCAACAUUUACAAAAUCUUGCUCUUUGGAGAAAAAUCUACAUAAUCUAAUUACGAGCACCUGACAACUGUGCAGCAAGCAACGCCCCACCUCCGCCCCUAAAACAAAAAGAGUAAGCGGAAAUUGAAAACGAUACGGUAGAGCGCAAGUGGAGGCCGCACCCACAAACAC